CCAGCCUCAGAGAGCCAGCCGCUGGUCCACCCGGCCACAGAGGGGAGUCGAGAGCUCUGCUGGGAGCUACAUGGUGCUCAGUUUUUCAAGAUGUCGUCGCUGGAGCAGAGGCUGUCGCGGAUCGAGGAGAAACUAAAGCAGGAAAAUGAAGAAGCUCGCCGGAGAAUCGACCUCAACAUCGACAUGAGUCCACAGCGAUCACGCCCGAGGCCCACCCUCCAGCUGCCACUGGCCAACGAUGGAGGCAGCCGAUCAUCGUCUACAGAGAGCUCGCCUCAGCACCACCCCUACCCCAGCCGCCCGCGACACAUGCUCACCCUGCCCACACCUCCGUACGGCCUGCAGAAGAGCUUAGAGAAUGCAGAGAUUGACCAGAAACUGCAGGAGAUCAUGAAACAGACGGGUUACCUGAAGAUCGAUGGUCAGCGGUAUCCAGCCGAGGUGACGGACCUGAUCAGCGAGGGGGAGAUCGGCAGCGGAACCUGUGGGCAGGUCUUCAAAGUGCGAUUCAAGAAGACCGGCCAUGUCAUUGCUGUCAAACAAAUGCGCCGCACAGGAAACAAGGAUGAGAACAAGAGGAUCCUGAUGGACCUGGACGUGGUGCUGAAGAGUCAUGACUGCCCGUACAUCAUCCAGUGCUACGGCGCCAUAGUUACCAGCACAGAUGUAUUCAUCGCCAUGGAGCUGAUGGGAACCUGUGCUGAGAAGCUGAAGAAGAGAAUCCAGGGCCCCAUCCCAGAGCGAAUCCUUGGAAAGAUGACCGUGGCAAUAGUGAAGGCGUUGCUGUACCUGAAAGAGAAACACGGUGUCAUCCACCGGGACGUCAAACCCUCCAACAUCCUCCUGGAUGCGAAAGGUCAGAUCAAACUGUGCGACUUCGGCAUCAGCGGACGCCUCGUCGACUCCAAGGCCAAGACCCGCAGCGCCGGCUGUGCUGCCUACAUGGCGCCUGAGAGAAUAGACCCUCCGGAUCCCACCAAACCUGACUAUGACAUCCGAGCAGACGUGUGGAGCCUUGGCAUCUCUCUGGUGGAGCUGGCCACGGGACAGUUUCCCUACAAGAACUGCAAGACAGACUUUGAGGUUCUGACCAAAGUGCUGCAGGAAGAUCCUCCUCUGCUGCCUCUCGGCAUGGGCUUCUCCCUCGACUUCCAGUCCUUCGUCAAAGACUGCCUCACAAAGGAUCACAGAAAAAGGCCAAAAUACCACCAGCUGCUGGAGCAUAGUUUCAUUCGGCGGUACGAGGUGCUGGACGUAGACGUGGCCGGUUGGUUCCAGGCGGUGAUGGAUCGCACCGAGUCGCCUCGCAGCAGCCAGUGUUACAGCCAUCAGCACCAGCUCCACUCGCUCUUCAGUAGGUAGCCUAGCUCAGCCCAUCGCUAGCUUAGCCAGACGCUAGUCUUUGCCAAGCCCAGAGUCAGUCUGUCCUCGUCUAGCCUAGCGUCGGCAGCUAAGCCUUGCGUUCGCUCCGGCCCGCCUGUCCAUCUGUCCACGGAUAGUCCUGAAGAGCCCAGAGAGGAGAGGACUGAUGGAUGGAUGGCGCUGGUGGUUCUGUUAAUCAGUGUGUUGAAUCUGGACAGACAGACAAGGGGGGGGGAGAGGAGAAGAUGCACACUGUAGUUAGCUUCAUUAGUUUUUACACGUCUCAUGUCACGCACAAACUGUGUAUCUCGUAUGCGUUUCCACAUUUCAUCCACCCAUCACUCGUUUGUCUCCCACAUUUCUGUCUCAAGCAUUGAUCCAAGCCGUUGGAUUAGUCAACAGAGUAGUCACUACACACUGGAACAAAGCAUCGGCUACUUCAGCCAACAUGAAUCUGUCUUGUACAUAAACGUUGAGGAGGACACAACAAUGUCCGGUGCAGUUAUGCUUCUUCAGGUGUUUCUACUAUCACACAUUCUCAGGCUGAAUCUGUGUGCGUGCGUGCGUGCGUGUAGGGAUAAAUAUCAAGACAGUCACUGGUUGUUUUUAAUAAGUGAGCUUAUCUUUCCUAGCUGUUUAUUCACCUUCACACUACACCCGUUACACACACACACACACACCUUUAUGUAUUAAUCUAUUGGCUGUGCGUCAUUUUUAACAUGCAAGGGUAGUAACUCAUUAACUUUGAAAUUAAAUGUGUUUAAAAUACCAUCAAUGUAUUUAGCAGCUGCAAUUGGGAAAAACCGGAUGAAAAAGACUUACAAAAAAAUGAGUGUUGUAUUCUAGCUUUGUAGAAAAAGAGGCGUUUAUGGUUUUGUUUUUGUUUUGAGACGUAGAUAUACUAAAAGAGAUGGAGGGAUACUAAGAAGAGAAAAAAGGUGCGUUAGAAAGGAGGAGACUCUUUCUAGCAGUGUGAGAGAAAAGCAGAGAAAGUAAGAAGAAGGAGGAGUCGUACUCCCGUUGAUGAACAUUUGGAAAUUCGAGGAUCCGUUAAUAGUGAGCUAAAAAUGGGAGCAGAAUGUUUGUUUUUCCUUGAAGGCAGAGAACGGGAGCUUAUCUUGUACAAAGAAUAUACAUGGAGUAGAUCUUACUGCCUGUGGAGCUUUUCUUCUCUGUGUAGAGAUGUAGACCUGCUUCAGACAUCGAGAAACAGUCCUAAAGCACGUGUUGGUGUUUUCAGAACCUAGAGCGGGGGUCUCAAACUACUACGUCAUGGGGUCUCAAACUACUACGUCAUGGGGUCUCAAACUACUACGUCAUGGGGUCUCAAACUACUACGUCAUGGGGUAUCACUACGUCAUGGGGUCUCACUACGUCAUGGGGUCUCAAACUACUACGUCAUGGGGUAUCACUACGUCAUGGGGUCUCACUACGUCAUGGGGUCUCAAACUACUACGUCAUGGGGUCUCACUACGUCAUGGGGUCUCACUACGUCAUGGGGUCUCAAACUACUACGUCAUGGGGUCAGAUCAAACGCAUGUUUUGAAUUCACUCUUUAAGUCUGCCUCUCAAAUCCGUCUGUUGUGUUUUUACCCUUUAUAGUCUAUUCGGCCUUUUGCAAAGUAAUUAUUCACUUUUUCCAGGGCUGCAAGUACCAAUCGCAAUACCCUCCCCCAAUCGUUAAUCAUCUCCUAAAUAUUUUUGUAAUUAAUCAUUCAGUUGGAAACAUUUUCAAGAGUCCAAGAGUUGGUGUCUUUUGUAAAAAAGAACUGCUGUCUUUUAAGACAAAGAAAAGCAGAAAAUCUUCAAUCUUCUAAAAUCAAUAAAUCUUUUCAAAAUGUAGCUCGAAUCUUAAUCGUUUGGUUUUAAUCAUGAAAUCGUAAGCAAUCGAGCACAGACGGUUUCAACAUUUUAUUGUUUUAAAUUUAGAGUUAAUAAGUGCGACAGUUUGCCCCCCCAACUGUGAGAACGAAGGAGCGUUAGCGUUGUGCAAAGAACUAGGAGAAAACCACCUGACCAGUCGCGUGACUUUUGAGACCCCCGAACUAGAGGACUAUUAAAAUACAACCUGAGUGCGUCCGGCAGCAUAAACCGGGCACACGAAACUGGCAAUGUGUUUUGAAGUCUCAGUCUCUGGAGACUGAGCAGAGUCCCGGUGCCAACACCUGCUAGAUGUGCAGACUCGAACCUCCCGCGCCCCGUCACGCACCAAAUCACUGGGAUGUGAGAAACGACGGAGAGAGGGAAACCGUUAAGUGUCACGAGAGCGAGAGAUUCAGGAAGGUUGUCGUGAUGGCAGAAAAGGAUGAGUGGAAGUGAGAGAAGGAGGGAGAGAGAGAGAGAGAGGUGGGGAGGAAGACAGGGAGGAUAAAGAGUGUGUUUGGAAGUUAAGGAAAAGUCUGGGACAAACCGGAGUUUGACGACAGGACGCGAGUGAGUGACCAAGGAGAGAGGAAACGAGGAAGGCAGCCCGAGUUUCACAGGACUGUGAAGCACGAGCGCUGAGGCCAGUUGGAUAUUUGUAAAAAGCUUUCAUGGUGUUGCACCGACCUACCAAUUACGAGUUUAGCGAGUGAGUUAGCGCGUUGUCUUUAUAAUGUUUACGGUUUCCGUUUGAACAAUGUUAUUUAUUUACAUUGCUACUGCUGCUACUUUGUAUUGCUUUAGACGCUGCUGUCACUUCUUUUUCCCCAAAGGACAAAUACUUUAUUCUUUUUUUUUUUCUUCAAAGCCAAAUAAGUGAAAAAUAAUGCAAUGUCGACAAUUGUUACCAAAUACAGAGAAAGUCUGAAGAGAGCAAAAGCAAGUGAGAGAUAGAUUAGAAGAGAGAGAGGGGAGUACAAGUACUAACAAACUAUAACCACGUGGCACCUCGUAUGGGCCUCUACGUACUGGAAGUAGUUCAUCGUUUAUAUAUGCUGACGUCACACUAAAUUGUAGUGUCGAUACGAUUGGAGGGGGAGUCUGUCUGUCCAGAUGCUUUUUGUCUCAACCAUCCUUCACUCCGUCCAUCCGUCAGUCCGUCUGUCCACAGGUCGCCUGCAAGCUUGACAACCUGGACAGUCAACACCAAAGGUGUCCACAACUCAACAGAAAUACGAAAGAGCGUUGUUGUUUUUGUUGUGACUAUUGUUAUUGACCUUUAUAAUUGAUUACUCUCAGCUACGAUAUAUAUAUGAAAUCUGUAUAGAUAGUGGGUGGGUGGGGCAGUGCUGUGUGAGUCAUUACUGUACAGUGGGAGACAAGACAGACAGGGAGGGGGAGGGGCCAAGCAAUACAACCAGCUGGCGCAUCCCUCUACUCAGUGAAUCCGCUUGUUAGGGGCCUGCAUCAGGAAGUAAGUCCACCUCCGCCCGGCUGUCUGUGGCCCAGAACACGAGCGGCAUGCUGUCUGUCACACAGCUGCCCAUCAACUGGCUCCGUUUCCCAAUCCGGCCAUGAGCGUGUUCAUGGGAAAGAGCUCCUGGUCACGAGUCAGGGAAGGUUAGUUUUUCCAUCGAGAUGAAACACAAUUAUCAUCACACAGCAGGAGUAGAAUGAGUAAGACUUAUAGUUGGGCUAAUGGUUAUCUAGGUCUUUACAAAAACAAGUCAGUGCAGUUAAAAAAAAAAAUACUUUCAUGUUUCAACUGUGUGUUGUUACUUUUCAGCCGACGCAUACACAGAUACUGAUACAUUUGCAAUAAGCCGGCAUCUGCCUGGUCAAUUUAUUGGUUUUGCGCUACCAAUUUUCCCUUUUAAAAAAAAAAUAAAUAACCUUGACGACCAUCGGGCUUACUUUUCAAGCUCGGGAAAGGGCAGAUCCCCUGCUUACCCCGGCUGAGCGUGAGCCACCACCCAGACAUCAACUUUUGGAGUUGAGUCCAAAGAUGGCUUUCUUCUUGAUGCAGGCCCCUGAGCAGGUGUGGCUCCGUUAGCUCACGCUCACUUGUGUCUGAACACACAGCGCGUGUGUGAGUGUGUCGUAAAACCCAUCUGUAAGUAAUCCAAAUAUCAUCUUCACUAUGCAGUCAUUCAAUCUACAUCAGUUUGCGUCGAUGGGGAUUUAAAAAAAAAAAAAAAGACGGAUAAACUGGAGUCGGUGUUUUCCUGUUCAAGCCCCACCCACUCCAGUGUGAUUAAACAUCAGCGAGUUCAGAGAAAAGAGAGAGAGCAGAUAUGUUUUGAAUGAGCUGACAAAUAUUUAAGGAUUGUAUUGGGGUUCGGGGAGGGACGCGGGGGUUUGUAGUUUUGGGGAGAUACAGAUCAAUGCUGUAAAGUAUAUCAAUUGCAUGUUAUUUGUCACCGUUGAAACUGCCAUUGUUUUUUUUCUGUUUGUUUUCUUCCAAGACAACGGUGGGGUGGGGAU
Molecule: messenger RNA, 5709 nt
Organism: Cyclopterus lumpus (lumpfish)
Lineage: Eukaryota; Metazoa; Chordata; Actinopteri; Perciformes; Cyclopteridae
Gene: map2k7
Product: mitogen-activated protein kinase kinase 7
Exons: 11
Coding region: 91-1362 (423 amino acids)
Biological process (GO): protein phosphorylation
Molecular function (GO): ATP binding; protein kinase activity
Source: RefSeq, a predicted model, not a curated record